Molecule: messenger RNA, 2730 nt
Organism: Cervus elaphus (red deer)
Lineage: Eukaryota; Metazoa; Chordata; Mammalia; Artiodactyla; Cervidae
Gene: NOC4L
Product: nucleolar complex associated 4 homolog
Exons: 15
Coding region: 44-1678 (544 amino acids)
Biological process (GO): ribosome biogenesis
Cellular component (GO): nucleolus; Noc4p-Nop14p complex; small-subunit processome
Source: RefSeq, a predicted model, not a curated record
GCCAUGCCGGCCACCGCGCGCCUCUCCUGCCCGGCGCGCCGCGAUGACGGCGCGGGCGGGGCGUGACGUCAGUGGCGCGCCAGGCUGCGGAGCGACAGGUCUGGUUUGUCCCGCGUGGGGUGGCGGCAUGGAGGGGGACGCCGGCCCCGGGGGCGCGCGACGGGCGCUGGGCCACCUAGUGGAAGCGGUGCUAGCCAGCCGCGGCGAGGCCAACGCCGUGUUCGACAUCCUGGCCGUUCUGCAGUCUGAGGACCAGGAGGAGAUCCAGGAAGCGGUGCAUGCAUGCAGCCGACUUUUCGGGGCCCUGCUGGCCCGAGGAGAACUGUUUGUGGGCCCACUGCCCUCUGAGGAGAUAGUCCUGACAGGGUCCCGCGGGGCCACUCGCAAAUACAAGGUGUGGAUGCGGCACCGGUACCAGAGCUGCUGCAACCGCCUGGGGGAGCUGUUGGCUCACCUCUCCUUUCAGGUCAAGGAGCUGGCCCUCAGCACACUCAUGAAGUUUGUGCAGCUGGAGGGUGAGCACCCGCUGGAGCAGCCCAAGUGGGAAGGCAACUAUCUGUUCCCCCACCAGCUCUUCAGGUUGGUGGUGGGAGGCCUCCUAUCUCCAGAGGAGGACCGCUCCCUGCUCCUCUCCCAGUUCCGGGAGUAUUUGGAGCACGACGACAUCCGCUACCACACGAUGCAGGCCGCCUCCGACACCGUGGCCCGGGCCACCGAUGGGCGCCCUGAGGUGCCCCUCGCUUUCUGGAACAAUGCCUUCAUGCUGCUGUCCUCCGUGAGCCUGCCCCGCCAGGAGGGCACCCUCUCCAGCUUUUAUGUGAAACACACAGAGCUGUCAGACAAGUGGAAGGUCAUUCAUCUGAAGGAACACAGGAAGGCCUUCCAGCAGAUGUGGCUCCGCUUCCUCAAGCACCAGCUGCCUCUCCGCGUCUGCAAGAAGGUGCUGGUGAUCAUGCACGACUCCAUCCUGCCCCACCUGGCGCAGCCCAGCCUCAUGAUCGACUUCCUCACCCGCGCCUACGACAUCGGUGGAGCCAUCAGCCUGCUGGCCUUGAAUGGACUUUUCAUCUUGAUUCAUAAACAUAACCUGGAGUACCCUGAUUUCUACCGGAAGCUGUAUGGUCUCCUUGAUCCGUCCGUCUUCCACGUGAAGUACCGGGCCCGCUUCUUCCACUUGGCUGACCUCUUCCUGUCGUCCUCGCACCUGCCUGCCUACCUGGUGGCUGCCUUCGCCAAGCGCCUGGCCCGCCUGGCCCUGACGGCACCCCCUGAGGCCCUGCUCAUGGUCCUGCCCUUCAUCUGCAACCUGCUGCGCAGACACCCAGCCUGCCGGGUCCUCAUGCAUCGGCCCCGGGGCCCUGAGCUGGAUGCCGACCCCUAUGACCCCACAGAGGAGGACCCGGCCCAGAGCCGAGCCCUGGAGAGCUCCCUGUGGGAGCUGCAGGCCCUCCAGCAGCAUUACCACCCUGAGGUGUCCAAGGCCGCCAGCGCCAUCAACCAGGCACUGUCCGUGCCCGAGGUCAGCAUUGCCCCACUGCUGGAGGUCACCGCCUUUGAGAUCUUCGAGCGGGACCUGAAGAAGAAGGGGCCUGAGUCGGUGCCACUGGAGUUCAUCCCAGCGCAGGGCCUGCUGGGCCGGCGGGAGGACCUCUGUGCCCAGCUCUUCACACUGAGCUGACCCUGUGCACCCUGCUCCCCACCACCCCCCAGAAGUGGUUUCAUAGGAGAGCUGUUCGGGUGGGCUGGUGGGUGGGGGUCUAGGGAAGCCCACCCCCGUUCCUGUGCCUGUGGGGCUGGGGUCAGUGCUGGCAGCGUGCCCUCAUGACUGCAGUUGCUGGCCUCGCUGGAACAUGCUACCCAGGGACCCUCCAUUCUCUGCAGUCUGGUGGGGAUACAGGUGGGGGUUUAUGUAGGGGAGGAUACAGGAGCAGUCCCUGCCCCCAGGGGCAGUUACAAGCAUGCUGGUUCAUCCCUCCAGCCCCUCCACGCCCUGAGCAGAGCAGGCACCUUGGCCACGGGCCAGCAGCUGCUUGUGUUUCCAGGGUGGUUAUUUUUUUUUUAGUCUCCUGUUUUACCAUGGAUCCCUGGUUCUCCAUCUACAGCAGUGACCCCAUUUCUUUAAGAAACUGGUUUAUUCAAGCACACAACUGGUGCUAGCUUACAUGUGGCAGGGACUGAGCGAGCUGGGGCGGGGGCAGGGAGCAGGCGGUGGCUCUCAAGCCCAGCAGGGAGAGACCCUCGCUGCCCCCAGCAGCCUCCUGUCCCCACCAUGUUCUGGGCACACCCCUCCCCCGCCUCCGCCUGCACCCCCGUCCAGAGGAGCAGGGCGGGAGCUCACAGCAGACACCCUGGGAGUCACAGCAGGGAAUAGUUCAGCCAGUUUGGUCUCCGGGGACCCUCACUGCCGGCCCAGGGUCCCAGUGUGCGCUCAGCACCCCGUUGGGAGCAGCACACGGCACGGCCCCGCUGUCCUGAGAGACCCAGGGACGCUCCUCCCUACCCUGGAGAUCGCCUUGUCCCUGGGGCGCAGGGCCUGCCUCGGGGUUGGGGGCCCUCAUGCCCGUUCAUGGUGAGUGGUUUCCAGGGUCCCGGACAGCCUGGCACCAAGAGUGUCCAGAGGCUGCCAUGGCCUCAUCGGGACACCAGGGGGCAGUGCUGGACGGGCCUGAGUCUCGCUUUUCUUGAAAAAUAGCAGGAUGUAAAAAUUUUAAAUAAAUUAUGAAAUGCGAA